AUGCCCGGCCGCGGAAGCCGGGCCGAGGAGCGCGGGGAGGAGCGCGCACCUGGACGCACCGCCGAAGGAGGGCCCAGCGCGGCGCCGGGUCCCGGGCGCAAGCCCUGCCCCUCGGCGGCCCGCCCCCUGGGCGGCUGGAAGCCGGAAGCCGGCGAAGAAGAGCCAACUCCGAGCUUCUCGGCGGAAGGGGAAGCCCAGGGCCGGUCCUCUGCAGUGCUCCAGCCGCGGGCUGCGAGCGCUCCGCGACAGUGCGGGGCCAUGGGGACUCCGCGCCGCGGCCCACCCGUCCUCCCGGGGCUCCCGCUGGGGCGGCUGCUGCUGCCCCUGCUCCUGAGCGGGCUGGCCCCGGCUCGCGCCUCCCCGCGGCUCCUGGACCACCCGACGCCAGUCUGCUCCCAGGAGGGGCUAAACUGUGCAGUGAAGAAUAGUACCUGCCUGGAUGACAGCUGGAUCCACCCUCGAAAUCUGACCCCUUCAUCCCCCAAAGAUGUCCAGGUCCACCUGGACUUUGCCCAGACCCAGCAUGGAGACCUACUGCCUGUAGCUCGCAUCAGGUGGACCCUGCAGACAGACGCCAGCAUCCUCUUCCUGGAGGGUGCAGAGUUAUCUGUCCUGCAGCUGAAUACCAAUGAACGCUUGUGCGUCAAGUUUGAGUUUCUGUCCAAACUGCAGCAUCAUCGCAAGCGGUGGCAUUUUACCUUCGGCCACUUUGUGGUAGAACCUGGCCAGGACUAUGAGGUGACCGUUCACCACCUGCCCAAACCCAUCCCUGACGGGGACCCAAAUCACCAGUCCAAGAACUUCCCCGUGCCCGGCUGCGAAGACCCCAGGAUGAGGAGGACCACACCGUGUGUGAGCUCAGGCAGCCUGUGGGACCCCAACAUCACGGCAGAGACCCUGGAGGCCCAGCAGCUGCGGGUGAGCUUCACGCUGUGGAACGAGUCUACCCCUUACCAGAUCCUGCUGACCAGUUUUCCACACACGGAGAACCAGAGCUGCUUCCAUCGUGUCCUCAUGGUGCCCGACCCCGCACUCGAGGACGCCCACCGGCGGGCCAACGUCACGCUCGCCCUGUCAGACCGGAACUGGUGCUGCCGCCACCGAGUGCAGAUCCAGCCCUUCUUCAGUAGCUGUCUCAACGACUGUCUCAGACACUCCAUAAGCCUCCCCUGCCCAGAAAUUCCAGAGACUCCAGCUGAGCCCUGACCUGACUACAUACCCCUGUGGGUGUACGGGUUCAUCACGGGCAUCUCCAUCCUGCUGGUGGGUUCUGUCAUCCUGCUGAUUGUCUGCAUGGCCUGGAGGCUACCUGGGUCUCAUCGUGAAAAAUAUGGUAAUGACACCAAAUACACAGAUGUCCUGCCCGAGACCAGCCUGACCCCUCCACCCCUAAAGCCCAGGAAGGUCUGGAUUGUCUACUCUGCCGACCACCCUCUCUACGUGGACGUGGUCCUGAAGUUCGCCCAGUUCCUGCUCACCGUCUGUGGCACCGAGGUGGCCCUCGACCUGCUGGAGGAGCAGGUCAUCUCAGAGGUGGGGGUCAUGACCUGGGUGGGCCGCCAGAAGCAGGAGAUGGUGGAGACCAACUCCAAGAUCAUCAUCCUGUGCUCCCGAGGCACCCGGGCCAAGUGGCAGGCCAUCCUUGGCUGGGAGGAGCCGGCUGUCCAGCUCCGGUGUGACCGCUGGAAGCCCGCAGGCGACCUUUUCACUGCAGCCAUGAACAUGAUCCUACCAGACUUCAAGAAGCCAGCCUGCUUCGGCACCUACAUCGUCUGCUACUUCCGUGACAUCAGCAGUGAGAGUGAUAUCCCCGACCUCUUCAACAUCACUUCCAGGUACCCACUCAUGGACAGGUUUGAGGAAGUUUACUUCCGGAUCCAGGACCUGGAGAUGUUUGAACCUGGCCGGAUGCACCGCGUUGGGGAGCUCACAGGUGAGAACUACCUGCAGAACCCGAGCGGCUGGCAGCUCAAGGAGGCCGUGGAGAGGUUCCGGGAGUGGCAGGUCCAGUGCCCAGACUGGUUUGAGCGCGAGAACCUUUGCUCAGCGGAUGACCAGGACUUCCCGUCCCUGGACGAAGAGGUGUUUGAAGAGCCCCUGCUGCCACCAGUAAGAGGGAUCAUCAAGCAGAAACCCCUGGUGCACGAACCCACCUCUGAGGGCUGCCUGGUGGGAGAUCUGCUUGUCAGUGAGGAAGGAAGAGGGCUGUCAAGGCUGGAACCUCAACUCCAGCCCCAAGGAGAGCUGGCGGCCCAGGCCCUCCAAACCGCAGUGCUCCCAGUGGACGAGGUCCCUUCGGCUCAGGCCGUGGAACCUGUCCCUCCGGCCGUUAAGAGCAGCACAGCGGGCCGGCUGGCCGUGGUCGGGGGAGACGAGGCCUGCCCGCUGCUGGAGGGCUGCGGCCCGCGGCGGAACAGUGUCCUCUGCCUCCCCGUGGACUCAGAGGCCCCGCCUCUCUGCAGCACCCCAGUGGCAUCCCCCAACUAUGUCCCAGAAGAUGUAAGGGAGCAGCUCGAAGGCUUGAUGUUCUCACUCUUCCAGCAGAGUCUGAGCUGCCAGGCCCAGGAGGGCUGGGACAGAGCUGCAGUGGCCCUCAAAGACCUCUGCACGCCCUAUGAGGGGGAGCAGCGGCAGUCCGUGCAGUCCGACCAGGGCUAUAUCUCCAGGAGCUCCCCACAGCCCCCUGAAGGACUUACGGAAAUGGAGGAAGAGGAAGAAGAACAGGACCUGGGGACAUCGGCCAAGCAGCUCUCCGCUGAGGACCUAGAGAGCCUGAGAAGCCUCCAGAGAUGGCUCUUCUUCCAAGAGCUUCAGAAGAACUCCGGCUGGGGCGGUGUGGAGCCAGAGGAGCCCUAG
Odobenus rosmarus divergens (Pacific walrus) is the source of this 2856-nucleotide messenger RNA. RefSeq names its product interleukin 17 receptor A (gene IL17RA). The record is from RefSeq and is a predicted model, not a curated record. Lineage: Eukaryota; Metazoa; Chordata; Mammalia; Carnivora; Odobenidae. Gene Ontology annotation, molecular function: interleukin-17 receptor activity. The transcript has 13 exons.